AUGGCCAUCCUGCACUCGUGCUGCCUGUGGCGGAGCGUCCGUAAGGGAAGCUUCGCGAGUGUCAUCUACACGCUGAUCUACUUCAGCAUAUCCUGCAUCACGAUGUCCCUGUUUCUGCACGAGGAGCGACGUUACCUGCGAGGGGAAGUCGACAAACCGAUCGGUGAGAGCUUCCUAGAACGGGAUACCAUCUCCGGAGCCACGGUCAAAUUCAACGUGCUGCUGCUCAUCUUCGCCACCUUGGGGGUCCUAUCAUCCCUUCUCGUACUAAUCGGAUUAAAAAUGAAUAACCGUGGCUUCCUUUUGCCCUGGAUUGUGGUUAUGAUAGCUGACCUGUUGGUGGAGUGCGCUCAUUUUAUGUAUCUCAUCGCUAUAGAAACGCUAAAAUUUGAGCCAUUGACGGCGAUGCUGUUUACCAUCGAUUUUUUCAUCAUGUGUCUUAAUAUUUACUGUCUGCUGUGCGUGAUAUCGCAGUACCAGGAAUACAAAGCGGGCCGAGGACAGGCCGAUGACGAUUCGUACACUUGCCCCACCAACAUUCAGUACAGCCCGCCAGCGCCCACCUGCCUGCCUCAGGCCAAGACGACGACGCUCAGUCCCGUGAUCUGUCCGCACUCCAACUGCACCCUCAUCCCGGAGGAAACGCAAAUCAAUGGCACGUUCGUGGGAAGUAUAGCAGGCUCUCCGCUAAGGUCCUUGCCCACGGUGCGUCCACCAAGGAGCACGCUGCUGAAGAAGCACGUCAAGUUUUCGGCCGGCGACAAGCCGAAAGGCUGUUGCACCGGCAUUAUUCACCCGGAGAACAUCAUCAAGGACGGCACCAAACCAAAUGGCCACCUGAUGGCGGCGAUCGAAACCCUGCCGGGUAAGUAA
Messenger RNA from Anopheles nili, 873 nucleotides. RefSeq lists its product as uncharacterized. The transcript is spliced from 8 exons. The record is from RefSeq and is a predicted model, not a curated record. Bases 1 to 873 code for a protein of 290 amino acids. NCBI's taxonomy places the organism in Eukaryota, Metazoa, Arthropoda, Insecta, Diptera, Culicidae.